Pyrus x bretschneideri (Chinese white pear) is the source of this 1517-nucleotide messenger RNA. Its product is annotated as protein CHAPERONE-LIKE PROTEIN OF POR1, chloroplastic-like. The transcript is spliced from 5 exons. The record is from RefSeq and is a predicted model, not a curated record. Lineage: Eukaryota; Viridiplantae; Streptophyta; Magnoliopsida; Rosales; Rosaceae. Gene Ontology annotation, cellular component: chloroplast membrane. The coding region runs from base 425 to 1273 and encodes 282 amino acids.
GACUAGCACCUUCCUUGGUUUUCGGCAGCGAGGAAGGAUUAGGAGGGUUUUAGCGUUUUUGGCCUUCUCUUCUCUCUGUCUCUCUCCUAUCCGCUGUAGACGACGACGCCGCUGUUGCUGCCGCCACGGUCCUCCGCAAAACCCAGUCAACACCGCCGUCUUCAGCCCCUUUAUCUUCCACCAUCCGCCACCAGGUUUACCAAUUUGUUCUCAAAAAUUUUCACCCUUUUUUCUGCUGUAAGUUUCUUUGCCGGCUCAGAACUAUCGCAGUCUGUGAAUUCCAUUCACUUCAUAAAAACAUAAGGGAUUGAUUAACUUUGCAAUUGGUCAAAACCCAGAAGUCAGCUUCUCUCGAAUUUACUGCAAAUUUCAGUUCCAGUGUGUUUGAUUCUGUUUGUUUGUUUCGACAGAGGGUGCUGCGAAGAUGACUGCUGUAUCGGGAUUGACUGGUAGUCCCUCCAGAUUCUGCUUCCAAAUUCCAGCACGAAGUUCUGGUUCACUACGAGGGCAAGUUUCGAAUUUCCCUUAUAGUUGGAAGCCUGCAGGAAAGAAUGAUCUACUUCGUGUGGAAAGAAGUUAUUGGACUGGUUUUGCUCAAAGGUUGAACGCACGGAAAACACAUCUGAUCAAGUUUGCCAUGGAUGCAUCCUUCGACGAUAUGUCCAAUGAACCAGCAGCUAUAUUUCCUAGGAUUAAUGUGAGGGACCCCUACAAGCGACUUGGAAUAAGCAGGGAGGCUUCGGAAGAUGAGAUUCAAGGUGCAAGGAACUUCCUUAUCCGACAGUAUGCAGGUCACAAACCAAGUGUAGAUGCAAUUGAAUCAGCCCAUGACAAAAUAAUCAUGCAGAAGUUCUAUGACAGGAAGAACCCAAAAAUUGACUUUAAGAAAAAGUACAGGGAAGUCAAUCAGUCCCGUGUUGUUCAGGCUGUGAGAAAUAGGUUCCGAACUCCGUCCACAAAUUUCAUUAUAAAAACGUCCAUUGCAUUUCUAGUGCUUGCAGCUCUCACUGUUCUAUUUCCAACCGAAGAAGGUCCAACCCUUCAGGUUGCCCUUUCCUUGUUGGCUACCAUCUACUUUGUACAUGACAGGCUGAAGAGCAAAUUACGAGCUUUCCUCUACAGUGCUGGAUCAUUUGCUUUCUCAUGGCUCUUGGGAACCUUCUUGAUGGUGUCUGUGGUUCCACCUCUGCUGAAAGGACCAAGGAGUUUCGAGGUGACAACGUCAUUGAUAACCUAUGUGCUACUCUGGGUCUCGUCAACCUAUCUCAAGUAGUUUCUGUUCUAACGUAACGACACACCUCAAUUUUGUUGGAGUUGGAAACCGCAGAUUUUCUCGGAGAUUUAGCUCAUGCGCCGACUUUUCCGCUAUAGUUACGGUGCUGAUAAUUCUGGCAAAUUGUACAAGAGAUUUGUUUUCUGUCAUUUGGAGAAAUUAGAUGAAAGUUAAGAUCGGUUUAAGUAAUUGACCUUUUGUUUCCUUAUUUUUGUUAAUUAUAAUAAUCAAUCAUUUUAUAGAA